CACUUUUCUCAUAAAAUAAUGUAGCCAGCAGUACUGAGUAAUCCAGGAAAGGUCGUAUAUAUACACAACAAACUUCAGACGGAAGCCUAUAGGAUAUGCCUUGAAUAGAUAUUAGAUCAAAAUGGUUCUCAAAAAGUUCACAUGGAAAUCAAUACUCCCAGGAUGUUUCAAAAGCGAGAGCUCAUCCUACCCAGAGCCAAAACAAAUAUGUUCCCAGAGACUAUCAAUAUCAGACUUUAGCAAUCCUGGUUCGCCAAUCUCAUUCAGUGACCUUUCCAGUUCUAUAUUUAACCUUCAUGUUUUCGCUCUGAAAGAGUUAAGAACAAUAACACAUGAGUUCUCAAAAAGCAAUUAUCUGGGGGAAGGUGGAUUUGGAGCUGUAUACAAAGGUUUCAUUGACGACAAGCUCAGGCCGGGAUUAAAGGCUCAGCCUGUGGCUGUCAAGGCAUUGGAUCCGGAUGGCUCUCAAGGACACAGAGAGUGGCUGGCUGAAGUCAUCUUUCUUGGGCAAUUGAAGCAUCGCCAUCUUGUGAACUUGAUCGGCUACUGCUGCGAGGAUGAGCAUCGGCUUCUUGUGUAUGAAUACGUAGAGCGAGGCAACCUAGAGGACAAACUAUUUUGCAGAUAUUCUGCAGCCUUGCCUUGGUUAACAAGACUAAAGAUUGCAGUUGGAGCAGCGAAAGGGCUUGCCUUCCUCCAUGAAGAAGAAAAACCAGUCAUAUAUCGUGAUUUUAAGGCUUCAAAUGUCUUGUUAGACUCGGACUAUAAUGCAAAGCUUUCAGAUUUUGGCCUGGCAACGGAUGGUCCUGAAGGAGAUGACACACACAUUACAACGUGUGUUAUGGGAACUGAAGGCUAUGCUGCUCCGGAAUACAUAAUGACAGGUCAUUUAACAACCAUGAGUGAUGUAUUCAGCUUCGGAGUGGUACUCUUAGAGCUUCUUACUGGUAGACGAUCCCUGGACAAGAACCUUCCGAAUAGAGAGCAGAACCUAGUAAAGUGGGCAAGACCGCAGUUGAAGGAUCCCCGUAAGCUAGAACAAAUCAUGGACCCAAGACUUGAAGGCCAGUAUUCGACCGAGGGUGCGAGAAAGGCAGCAGGAUUGGCUUACCAGUGUUUGAGUCACCAUUCCAAAUCAAGACCAACUAUGAGUACUGUUGUCAGGACCUUGGAGCAGUUACUUGACUUAACAGACACUCCAACUGGAACCUUUGUGUAUAUUGUUCCAACUGAAGGCAAAAUCCUUGGUGGUGUAGAAAAGAAGGGAAACGAAGGCAAAAAUGAAUAUGACGAGAUCAAAAACGGAAACAAAUGUGAAGGAAAGGAGGCGGGGAUUAAAAAGAAGGGCUGUGAACACAAUCAAAGAGGUCGCCGGCACAGACGUAGGGUGAAGUCAUUGAAGUAUAGAGCUGCGUAUUCCGAUACAGCUUUGUAUAAAACCUUAGGAACUGGUUUGUACUUUCCCAGGAACUAGAGGAAAUUCGCAAAUAGGCAUAGAUCAGCUUUACUGAUCAGCAUUCUGUACAUUUGGGUUACCUUCCUUUUUUUUACUCUUUUUUUUCUUCCCCGAGGGAGUUUCCAUGCAGGGGUGGUUUGGUGUGUGCUCAGGAUAUCUUGUACUCUCAUAAUUAUACAGGUUCACGCUUAAUAAUAUACUCG
Molecule: messenger RNA, 1659 nt
Organism: Populus euphratica (Euphrates poplar)
Lineage: Eukaryota; Viridiplantae; Streptophyta; Magnoliopsida; Malpighiales; Salicaceae
Product: putative receptor-like protein kinase At1g72540
Exons: 5
Coding region: 122-1474 (450 amino acids)
Biological process (GO): protein phosphorylation
Molecular function (GO): protein kinase activity; ATP binding
Source: RefSeq, a predicted model, not a curated record